AUGUUAUUCUUCUCGAGUUUCUCCAAUAUUUUCACCUUCCAAAACAGCCUUGAAACGCACGUCGUCGGUCUUUUUGGAGCUGUUAAGUAUUCGCACACGGGUGUGACCUCGAUAGCCGCCGCCGUCAGAUCAACACGGAGGAAUUCCGUCGUCGUCUUCGUCUGUCUGUUUACCUCCUCCUCCUCUUACUUUGCUUCCGAUCAAUUCUCUUCUUUCUAUCUCUCUUCGUCUCCCGAUUUCCCGUAG
This is a messenger RNA of Caenorhabditis auriculariae, 246 nucleotides long. The record is from the annotation of a GenBank genome assembly. NCBI's taxonomy places the organism in Eukaryota, Metazoa, Nematoda, Chromadorea, Rhabditida, Rhabditidae.